GUUCAUUCAACCGGUUGAAUUGUUCCCUUCCCCGUGCCUGUGUUUAUUAUUAUUAUUUUCGCGUUGGGUUCAUAGAAGAAAUAUGAAAAUGGACACAGCCACUGAUUUCUGCUGCUCGAGGCUCUGAUUCUGGUUCUUUCGCUGGAUCUCUCAAGCUCAGCCUCUUGAUCGCUUCCUCGCGCGCCCGCCUGUCUAUCGUUCUUCGAUUCUGCGGGAAAUUUGAUCGUUGACUCACCAUCAAUCAGGGUUUAUCUUGGUGGGAGCUAACUGCGCCAGGUUAAUGAAGCAGCAUAGGGCGGAGGAGUGGAUUAUGUGCUUGCAGUAGGGAAGUGAAAAGUUAAUCAAGAAUGGCGUUUGAGCCGUUUGAAUGGUAUUGUCGACCAGUUGAUGGUGGUGUAUGGACGAAGACAGUAGAGAAUGCUCUUGGUGCAUACACACCGUGUGCCGUUGAUUCUCUGGUGAUUGUUAUUUCUCACCUGGUUGUUCUAGGUCUGUGUAUCUACAGAACAUGGCUGAUUAAUAAGGAUUUUAAAGUACAAAGAUUUUGUUUGAAGUCAAAGAUAUACAACUAUGUGCUGUGUUUAUUGGCGGCUUACUGUGCACUUGAGCCUUUAUUCAGACUGGUCAUGGGAAUCUCAGUAUUGAAUUUAGAUGGGCAGGAUACACUCGCUCCAUUCGAGGUGGUCGUCCUGAUAAUUCAAGCUCUUGCUUGGUGCUCGAUGCUUGUAAUGCUUGUUGUAGAAACCAGAGUUUAUAUUUUUGAAUUUCGAUGGAUCAUCAGGUUUGGAGUUGUUUAUUUAUUAGUAGCGGAUGCUGUAAUGGUUAAUCUAAUUCUUCCCGUGAAGGACUUGUAUGAGAGAAAUGUCCUAUAUUUGUACAUCAGUGAAGUCUUAGUCCAGGCUUUAUUUGGUGUUCUUUUGGUCGCAUAUGUGCCUAGCUUGGAUCCUUAUCCUGGUCAUACCCCUCUAAGUAGUGAAUCUGUUGAUGUUGAGUAUGAAGAACUUCCUGAAGGAGAACGUGUAUGUCCUGAGCAGCAGGCAAACCUUUUUUCAAAAAUUACUUUUGCAUGGAUGGAUUACAUAAUGAAGCUAGGAUACAAAAGGCCACUUACAGAGAAGGAUGUUUGGAAACUGGAUAUGUGGGAUAGAACUGAAACAUUAUACAAUAACUUUCAGAAAACUUGGGAUGAAGAAUCUCAUAAAUCCAAACCGUGGCUUCUUAGAGCAAUAAACAGCAGCCUCGGAGGAAGGUUUUGGUUGGGUGGCAUGUGGAAGGUUGGCAAUGAUCUUUGUCAAUUUGUGGGACCUGUCAUCUUGAAUAAACUUCUUGAGUCCAUGCAGCGUGGAGAUCCAUCUGGAAUGGGUUACAUUUAUGCUUUUUCAAUAUUUGCUGGAGUGCUCUUGGGAGUGUUAUUUGAAGCACAGUAUUUUCAAAAUGUGAUGCGUGUUGGUUUUCGGCUGAGGUCAACCUUGAUAGCCGCUGUUUUCCGCAAAUCUCUGAGGUUAACCCACGAGGCUCGCAAGAAGUUUGCUACUGGGAAGAUAACCAACUUGAUGACUACUGAUGCUGAGACACUUCAGCAAAUAACCCAGUCACUUCACACGUUAUGGUCAGCUCCAUUUCGUAUUACGAUUUCAAUGGUUCUUCUUUACCAGCAGUUGGGAGUCUCUGCCCUUUUUGGUUCAUCGCUGUUAGUCCUUUUGUUUCCCAUUCAGACACUUGUGAUCAGCAGAUUACAGAAACAGUCCAAAGAGGGAUUGCAACGUACAGACAAGAGAAUUGGUCUCAUGAAUGAGAUUUUGGCUGCGAUGGACACAGUGAAAUGCUAUGCCUGGGAGAGUAGUUUUCAGUCAAAAGUACAAAUAAUUCGAAAUGAUGAGUUGUCAUGGUUCCGUAAGGCAUCACUCCUUGGGGCGUUAAAUGGUUUCAUACUGAAUAGCAUUCCUGUUUUUGUGACUGUGGCUGCUUUUGGAUUAUUCACGGUUCUUGGGGGAGACUUGACUCCAUCUAGGGCAUUUACGUCACUUUCACUAUUUGCAGUGCUGCGGUUUCCUCUAUUCAUGCUUCCUAAUAUAAUAACUCAGGUGGUAAAUGCCAAUGUAUCCUUAAAGCGUAUGGAGGAGCUACUUCUAGCUGAAGAAAAAAUUUUGCUUCCAAAUCCACCUUUAGAUCCAAAACUUCCAGCCAUCUCAAUCAAGAAUGGAUACUUUUCUUGGGAUUCACAGGCUGAGAAGCCCACAUUGUCAAACAUCAAUUUGGACGUACCAGUUGGUAGCUUAGUUGCAGUUGUUGGAAGUACAGGAGAGGGCAAGACAUCACUAAUAUCAGCCAUGCUUGGAGAGCUUCCACCCAUUGCAGAUGCUAAUGUUAUUAUUCGAGGAACUGUUGCUUAUGUUCCACAAGUUGCAUGGAUUUUUAAUGCAACGGUGCGUGAUAAUAUUUUAUUUGGUUCUGCCUUUGAUUCUGCCAAAUACGAGAAGGCAAUAAAUAUAACUGCAUUACAGCAUGACCUUGACUUAUUGCCGGGCGGUGAUCUUACUGAGAUUGGGGAAAGAGGAGUGAAUAUCAGUGGUGGUCAAAAGCAAAGAGUUUCCUUGGCCAGGGCAGUGUACUCCAAUUCAGAUGUGUACAUUUUUGAUGAUCCCUUGAGUGCUCUUGAUGCUCAUGUGGCUAGAGAGGUUUUUGAAAAAUGCAUUAGAGGAGAAUUAAGAGGGAAAACUAGAGUUCUUGUGACCAACCAACUGCAUUUUCUCUCACAAGUUGACAGAAUCAUCCUUGUUCAUGAAGGUGUGGUGAGGGAGGAAGGAACAUAUGAAGAGCUUUAUGAAAAUGGAGAGUUGUUCCAGAGGCUAAUGGAAAGUGCCGGUAAAUUGGAAGAAACUACUGAGGAAAUGGAAGAUGUUGAAACCAGUGAUACGAAGAAAUCAUUAGAAAUUUCUGCUAAUGGGACGGCAAAUGAUAUUGCGAAGGAUGCUAGUCCUUCAAAAAAACGUAAAGAGAACAAAUCUGUUCUUAUCAAGCAGGAAGAAAGAGAAACUGGUGUAGUCAGUUUGAAUGUUUUAGUGAGAUACAAGAAUGCCUUAGGAGGCCUAUGGGUGGUUAUUAUACUCCUUCUAUGCUUUGUUCUAUCAGAGACUCUUCGAAUUUUUAGUAGCAUGUGGUUGAGCAAUUGGACCGACCACAGCGAUAUGAAAUCAAGUGAAACUUUCUUCUAUAACAUAAUAUAUGCAGGCCUAUCAUUGGGGCAGGUAUUGGUGACACUGGUAAAUUCUUAUUGGUUGAUCAUGUCAAGCCUGUAUGCAGCCAAAAAGUUGCACGACCAAAUGCUUUCUUCUAUUUUAAGAGCUCCAAUGGUGUUCUUCAACACCAACCCUCUUGGGAGGAUCAUCAAUCGGUUUGCAAAGGAUCUUGGUGACAUUGAUAGGAAUGUUGCCCCCUUUGUCAACAUGUUUCUGGGGCAAAUUUCGCAGCUCCUUUCUACUUUCCUCUUGAUAGGGAUUGUGAGCACUCUGUCUUUGUGGGCAAUCCUUCCACUCCUGUUAUUGUUUUAUGCUGCCUAUCUAUACUACCAGAGCACGGCCAGAGAAGUAAAGCGGCUAGACUCCAUAAGUAGAUCUCCUGUUUAUGCACAAUUUGGUGAAGCUUUGAAUGGUCUGCCAACUAUUCGUGCGUAUAAAGCUUAUGAUAGAAUGGCCAAGAUUAAUGGAAAUUCCAUGGACAAUAAUAUUAGAUUUACCCUUGUUAACAUGAGUGGAAACCGAUGGCUUGCAAUUCGUUUAGAAACUGUUGGUGGUCUUAUGAUAUGGUUUACAGCAACCUUUGCUGUGAUGCAGAAUGGCAGGGCCGAAAACCAACAAGCUUUUGCAUCCACCAUGGGUCUUCUUCUUAGUUAUGCUUUAAAUAUUACUUCUUUGCUUACAGCGGUACUAAGGCUCGCAAGUUUGGCUGAGAACAGUUUAAAUUCUGUAGAGCGUGUUGGGACCUACAUUGAUUUACCUUCAGAAGCUCCUGCAAUUAUUGAGAGCAACCGCCCCCCUCCUGGAUGGCCUUCAUCUGGACUUAUAAAAUUUGAGGAUGUUGUCUUGCGUUACAGACCUGAGCUCCCACCAGUUUUGCAUGGACUGUCUUUCACAGUUUUCCCUAGUGACAAGGUCGGAAUUGUAGGACGAACUGGCGCAGGAAAAUCAAGCAUGCUCAAUGCGUUAUUCCGUAUUAUUGAACUUGAAAGGGGGAAAAUAUUGAUAGAUGGUUUUGAUGUUGCAAAGUUUGGGCUGUUGGAUUUGAGGAAAGUUCUUGGGAUUAUACCACAGUCACCCGUUCUUUUCUCAGGAACGGUUAGGUUUAAUCUAGAUCCGUUCAACGAACACAAUGAUGCUGAUCUUUGGGAAGCUCUAGAGAGGGCACAUUUGAAGGAGGUCAUAAGGAGGAACAGCUUUGGCCUGGAUGCUGAGGUUUCAGAGUCUGGAGAGAACUUUAGCGUUGGACAAAGGCAACUAUUGAGUCUUGCCCGGGCACUUCUCCGGAGAUCGAAGAUACUAGUUCUUGAUGAAGCAACAGCAGCAGUUGAUGUUCGAACUGAUGCUUUAAUUCAGAAAACUAUAAGGGAAGAGUUUAAAUCCUGCACAAUGCUCAUUAUUGCACAUAGAUUAAAUACCAUCAUAGAUUGUGAUCGGAUCCUUCUACUUGAAGCUGGUCGGGUUUUGGAGUACAACACUCCAGAGGAACUUUUAUCAAAUGAAAAAAGCUCUUUCUCAAAGAUGGUUCAGAGUACAGGAGCUGCCAAUGCCCAAUACUUACGUAGCUUAGUACUUGGAGGUGAAGGUGAGAAAAAGUUAGGAAUAGAAGAGGAGAAUCGGGCGGAUGGACAGAGGAGAUGGUUGGCUUCCUCGCGGUGGGCUGCGGCUGCCCAGUUUGCUUUGGCUGUUAGCCUUGCAUCUUCACACAAUGAUCUUCAGAGUUUGGAGGUAGAAGAUGAGAAUAGUAUCCUCAGGAAAACCAAGGAUGCUGUAAUAAUGCUACGGGGAGUUCUGGGAGGAAAGCAUGAUAAUGAAAUUGAAGAGAACCUAAAUCAAUACCAAAUCUCUUCAGAUGGAUGGUGGUCGUCUCUUUUCAGAAUGGUUGAAGGACUUGCUCUGCUGAGCAGAUUGGGUCGAAACAGGCUUCAAAAUUCGGAUUUCAGUUUCGAAGACACAACGAUCGAUUGGGAUCAAAGCACGAUAUAGUUAUUGAGUGAGUUUCUGUUAGGUUAGUUUGAGACUUUCAUUAUUCCAAUUGUUUGGUUAAUGUCGUAACUUGCAAUUACGUUAUUGGGGAAUGUAAUGUAAUGGCUCUCUAAAUUUUGCACCAAUACGUUAUUGUGAAAGAUUUUUAGACAGCGUCUUGUAAUGGUAAUGACAGAAUUGUAUGAGAUCCCGAGGUCAUUUUUUUUAUUUUUGUUAUAUGAUAUACACAUAAGAUA
Molecule: messenger RNA, 5458 nt
Organism: Momordica charantia (bitter melon)
Lineage: Eukaryota; Viridiplantae; Streptophyta; Magnoliopsida; Cucurbitales; Cucurbitaceae
Product: ABC transporter C family member 2
Biological process (GO): transmembrane transport
Cellular component (GO): membrane
Molecular function (GO): ATP hydrolysis activity; ATP binding; ABC-type transporter activity
Source: RefSeq, a predicted model, not a curated record